Molecule: messenger RNA, 5937 nt
Organism: Meleagris gallopavo (turkey)
Lineage: Eukaryota; Metazoa; Chordata; Aves; Galliformes; Phasianidae
Source: RefSeq, a predicted model, not a curated record
UCCGCGCCGGGCCGCUCCCCUAGCAACGGUUGCUAAGGCCGCGCGUUGGGCGAGGAUUGCUGAGUCCCCGGUGUGGUGCAGGUUUCUGUGCCUGACUGAAGGCCUCGUUCUGCACACAGCGCUGUCAUAUUUUUUUUUUUUAACCGAGGUGCUCUAGGGGCUGUGUAGCAAAAGCAGUGUUUGCCAUCAGUGCAGUGAUACGUGCAGCUUCUGGGAGCACCUCGGGGUGACAGCUGCCGACUGGGCUGUGGGCCUGGCAGGGAGCAGCAUCCUCCUCUUUACACCUUCCCAAAUUAACUACCGAGCUGUGUUACAGCGUGCCUGGUGCACCUUUCAGCCCAGUCCUGGUUUGCCUGGCCUUGUUCCAUAUGUGCCAGAGGGAGAGAGGAGCCCAGAGUGCACAGGAACGAGAGGCUGAGAGAGGUGGGGAAGUGGCGGAAGAGAAGGGCAAAUGAAGCUGGCCUGACUGCUGCAGCACUCCUGUGAGAUGUACAACGCUGACAUAACACACUGAGUACAUGAACAAAAGGCACCGUGGUGCUGAGAGGACCAAACUUCCCACCCUCUUGUGGGCUUUACAGUGUUUCACCCAGUGAAACAGAGCAGACUUUUCAGAUUAUAUAAAACAUUGAAGUAUGGUUUCUUUAACAUGUGUUUUCUGAAGAGGAAUGUGUGGAUAGAUGAGAUUUAGCUGCCAAAGCCUUUCAUUUUUUUUAUGUUAUGGGCCAGGCUGCCUUUUAUUCCAAAUAAACUACUGAGCCCCUUUGUGAGAACAACCAACUGAAACAGUCAUUCUUCACCUAAAUCACAACACCAUCCAAAUCAAAGACAACAAGGAUGCUCAAUGAAAGAGCCACAUUGUUUGUGCAAAUCUGUGCAUCUGGGAAGGAUGAACAAAAAAUGUCAGCUGCAUCCAUCCCCGCCAUGCGAGAGCGAUGAGAGCAGCUCCUCCAGACGCAGCCUGGCAAUGGAGGAUGAUUUAUUCCAGCUGAGACAGCUGCCAGUAGUCAAGUUUCGCCGCACUGGAGAAAGUUCAAGGUCAGAGGAGGAUGCCAUUUCAGGAGAACAUGAAAUUCAGAUUGAGGGGGUUCGGACAGAGCUAGAGGCUAUCGAGCUGGAGGAUGGAGCUGCAGUGCCAAAAGAAUUUGCCAACCCAACUGAUGAUACUUUCAUGGUGGAAGAUGCGGUGGAAGCCAUUGGAUUUGGGAAGUUCCAGUGGAAGCUCUCUGUUAUUACAGGAUUAGCAUGGAUGGCAGAUGCUAUGGAAAUGAUGAUUUUAAGUAUCCUAGCUCCUCAGCUUCAUUGUGAGUGGCGAUUACCAAGCUGGCAGGUUGCAUUGCUCACAUCGGUAGUGUUUGUGGGAAUGAUGUCCAGCUCCACCCUCUGGGGAAACAUUUCAGAUCAGUAUGGGAGAAAAACAGGUCUAAAGAUUAGCGUGUUAUGGACUCUCUAUUAUGGGAUCCUCAGUGGUUUUGCACCGAUAUAUAGCUGGAUCUUGGUGCUGAGGGGCCUGGUGGGCUUUGGGAUUGGAGGAGUGCCUCAGUCGGUAACCUUAUAUGCCGAAUUCCUUCCAAUGAAAGCCAGAGCAAAAUGCAUUUUAUUAAUAGAGGUCUUUUGGGCCAUUGGAACCGUGUUUGAAGUCCUCCUAGCAGUGCUGGUGAUGCCCACUCUUGGCUGGCGGUGGCUUCUCAUUCUUUCUGCCCUCCCACUUUUGCUCUUCGCUGUCCUAUGUUUUUGGCUGCCAGAAAGUGCAAGGUAUGAUGUGUUAUCUGGAAAUCAAGAAAAAGCAAUUGCUACUUUAAAGCGGAUAGCAACAGAAAACGGAGCUCCAAUGCCUCUAGGAAAAUUAAUUAUUUCCAGGCAGGAAGACCGAGGAAAAAUGAGGGACCUUUUUACACCCCAUUUUAGAUGGACCACGUUGUUACUCUGGUUUAUAUGGUUUUCCAAUGCUUUUUCAUACUAUGGGUUAGUUUUAUUAACUACAGAGUUCUUCCAAGCAGGAGAUGUCUGCAGCAUUUCCAGUAGAAGAAAAGAAGUUAAAGCAAAGUGCAGCCUGACCUGUGAGUAUCUGACAGAGGAAGACUAUACUGAUCUGCUCUGGACAACCCUGUCAGAAUUCCCAGGUGUGUUAGUAACACUGUGGAUUAUUGAUCGGAUAGGCCGCAAGAAAACCAUGGCCCUGUCCUUUUUUGUCUUCUCGUUUUGCAGCCUGCUGCUGUUUCUGUGUGUUGGAAGAAAUGUUCUUACUGUGCUGCUCUUCAUUGCAAGAGCUUUUAUUUCAGGAGGAUUUCAGGCUGCUUAUGUUUACACUCCAGAGGUUUACCCAACAGCCACACGUGCUUUGGGCCUGGGAACAUGCAGUGGAAUGGCCAGAGUGGGAGCCCUCAUAACGCCAUUCAUUGCACAGGUGAUGUUGGAAUCUUCAGUCUAUUUAACACUGGCAGUUUACAGUGGAUGUUGCCUGCUGGCUGCUGUGGCUUCCUUCUUCUUGCCCAUUGAAACGAAAGGUCGUGGCUUACAGGAGUCCAGCCACAGAGAAUGGGGACAGGAGAUGGUUGGGAGAGGAUCUCAUUCCCCAGGAGUCACCAGGUCUAACUCUGGGUCACAGGAGUGAUGAGACAUGAAAUCCUGCUGAAGGAAUGGAUGAAAUAAGCAAGAUAAGUUCCAAAAAAGGCCAACUAUGAAGCAUAGAAAGCAGACCAUACUGUCACUGCCAAUGUCAUGUGUCAAACUGCAGGAACUUUUGGGUUGAACCUAAGUAAAUUGUGUCACUACUGCUCUUUGUUCACACACAUAAAGACUUUACUUCCAUAUUGAAAGGCAUUUGAUCCAGAUGUCGUUUGAAAUUUAGCAGGAAGGGUUUUUCUUAAGUCUGUUGUGCUUGCAUGGUCAGCUAUUCAGCUUAAAAUGUCCCGUGUCAAGCAAAUAAUUAACUGAAUGCCACUCGGUAUAAGCUGUAAUUAAAAUAAUGUACUCUUGAUGCCUAAAAACAAAAGAUUAAUAUUUAUUGUGUACUUGGUAUAGCAUACGGUGGAUUCCAUACACUACAAAAUAGGUUUUAUGAACUAGAUGCCUGCCUUGCACUUUUUAGCCAUCAUCAACAACAACAAUGCAGUAACAGCAAACCAACCAAUGCUUACUAUUCCCUUGCUUAUGGGUUCUGCUCCUUGAGAAUUAACAGGCACUGUGAGUGAGAUUGCUUGGAAUCUAUUUCCUGAAUGUUUCUCCCACUCGAGGCAGGUAGUUUGAGUUGGUGAGGAGUGGUAUUUGCUGCACAGAUGGAAUCUCAUAUGAGAAGUGUAUGUUCUCCAUAAAUCUUGAUGCUUUGGAGCAGAAUUUGACUUUUCUACCAUUGCCAGGAACAUUGAGCACUGUGUUGCUUGGUGAAGACUGCUUCAGCUGUGCUGGUGUCUCUUUGUGUGUGGAGAUGCACGCUGUGGUUUUCUGCAUGGGCUCAGGUCUGUUUCUGCUCAAUUUGCCUAAGUGUGUUCCUGCAGUGGUGUACCCAGAAUGUUUGGUGAAGAUGCCUCAGUCUGAACAGCUAUGUGGAACAGUUUGGAUGGAGCCUGUUUGGAGUGUCUCCCAACAGAAGCUGGUCUCCUGACAGCUGGGCUGGACUUCUCAAUAGCUGCAGAUUGCAUGACUGCGGCGGUAAGCAGGUGACAAAGGAAUGUAGCUGGCAUCACGUCAGAAACAAAAAUCCUGGGAAGAGCUAAACCACAAUCUUCCUGAGAAGAGGAACUUCAUUCCUUCAGACGUAACCAGUCCGUGGAGGCUGAUGAUCCUGCUCUUGUUGGAGAAUGCAACAGAGUUCAGGUGAGGAUAAGUUUGUGUUGUUUGUCAGAAAUUUGUCUUUGCAGGGAGUCGGAAUUCAGAGUCUGUGGAUAUGCAGCAAGAAAAUACAAACAGAAACUGAGACCUGUCUCAUCUACGGCUCAGUUUGCUUUCUGAAUUCCUCACUAUGGGACACAUGACCCAAUGGAAUGAGAUGGACUAGAUGCUAAUCAAUAGGCUGUGGGAAAGCAAUACAUUUUUCUAAUAUGUGUGGUCCGAUGUCUCACAGAAACAUAGGUAAAUGUGCAACAAAUUUUGCACAAUAGAGUAUUUUAAGUAUUCUGGGAACCAAGCCCCUCUUCUGUGGGGCAAUAACAGGUCGCUGAGUCUGUUUUUGGGUGCAAUACAAAUGAAUGCUGUUGGGGUUUACCUUUCACUUAGGGAUUUGCAGCACUGUAGUGCUGUAUAAUGCUCUGAGACAUGUUAGGCUGUUUGUUUAUAGUGUUGAAGGAGAAUUAGACAAGAAACUGAGGGAACUCAGACUAAUUUGAAAAAGGCCAAAGAGUUUGUUGAUAUUCCAUGUUUGAGUGUCUUCUGCUGAGAAAAGUUCGAGUUUGACACGGAAUGUCUGUCUGCUCACUUACUGCUUUCUGAUGGUGGCUGCAGUGAGAGAUUCUGGAAGCAGUUGGUGUAAGCAGGCACUUUUGUUUUUGUGGCUAUAUGAAAAUGCAGCUCAGCUCGCAGGGGAUCCUGCUGUAGAUAUGGUGGAGGAUGUAGGAAUGCACUGUCUGUUCCAGUGACUGUUGCUUCGUGUGGGUCUGGUUAUCUCUGAUCUUUGUCUCUGCUGUGUCUUUAUCCUGUGUGCUCGGUCUCCAGCAAGCUCAAAUUCCAGUCAGCCCUCAGUAAACAGGCAGGGCUCUCAUGGAGCUGACAACCAGUGCACGUAAUUUCUUUUUGCCACCUUUUUUCAGGCUGUAGUUGGAUAACUUUCUCUAGUAUACUAUGCAACUGGGGUAGCUCAGUGCUGCCUCAGAGAUGCACUGACUCAUUUCCCUUGGAUGCACGAGGGACGGAUGUGGUGCAGGCAGAGGAAGGAAGCAUCUCCUGGAUGCUUACAGUUCAGUGUACACCCCAAAACUGGAGUGCCUAUAGGAGAAUCCAGCUGAGUGUGAGCCCACCUUGGAGGUCAGGGUGAAUAUAAAAUGAAAUCCGUGGCUGGAUGAAUGCCACCUCACAGCCUGGCUGCUACCUUGGUUUGUUAUUGAAAGCCUUUUUGUUAAAGUUCUGCUUUUCCAGUGUUAAUGCUCACAUGGCACUUUGUUAUUUUUCGAGCCAAUAUUCAGCAGCACUGCAAUGGCCUUCAAAGCGUGCGUUCAGAGGGCUAGGGAAGUACGGAUAUCGAGUCAACUUCAAACAACAUAUUGCCCACGUAAAGACUUACAGGUAACACAAAGCCUUUGGAUGCUGUUGAGUAGUUCAGUGUUAACCUGUAUUAAAAUAAAAAUUGAAGGCAUUUUUGCUUUUCACUUUUUACAAAUUCUGAGUCAGCAACUGAGAAUGUAUCUAACAACACAAGCAUUAUUAAGAAAGGAAGGACAUUGUAGACAGCUCACUGAAAAACCAAGGAAUGUUUGGCUUGAUACACUGCAGCUAUAACCACAUGUCACGUUGUCAAUAUGGCAACACCACUGAUGUAUAUAAUAAGCUUCCAAAGAUCCUUUUACACACUGAGUAUUUUUCACUGAUGAAGGAAUUAAUAGAGCUAGUUCCUUGAAAACAACGAAGUGACCGAAGUGACGUAGUUUUGGAUUAUAACUGAGAGCAAACAGAGUUGUGGGAUUCAGAGUUUUGCUGUCUGUUCAAUAUAUUAAUGUGCAAAGCUGUUGUGGGAAAAAUAAUUCUCCAAGUGUGCUUUGAUGGAAUGAUUUCGUAUUCCUAAAUGCUUGCAGAAAGAACAUUGAAUGUUUUCCUGUGUUUGAAUGUACAGUUUCUAAGCUGGAUACGUUUUAAUGUUUAAAAACUUUGUGUAUAUGGAGCUUGUUGUAAAAUAAUCCUUUUGUUCCUCUGUUACUGAUGCAACAUUGGAUCGUUUAAUUCCACACUAGAUAUUUUAUGUUGGACAAAUAAAUAGUUUUUCCAGUAAAAGUGGCUGUUCCAUAGGAC